Messenger RNA from Schizophyllum commune H4-8, 1566 nucleotides. RefSeq lists its product as uncharacterized. The coding region runs from base 108 to 1349 and encodes 413 amino acids. The record is from RefSeq and is a predicted model, not a curated record. NCBI's taxonomy places the organism in Eukaryota, Fungi, Basidiomycota, Agaricomycetes, Agaricales, Schizophyllaceae. The transcript has 3 exons.
AUUUGGACAGUCACUGCGGCGUCCUCCUUUGCCUUCGCCCACAUCGGAUCGCCAGUCACCUCCGCCAGAGCACCCGUAUCCGCCUUGACAGGCAAUCUACUGUCAACAUGUCUUCAACAUGUCCACCUUCGUUAUCCGAUGUCCGCGAGGCCGCAAUGAACGCUGCCGUUCUUGCCAAAGCACAAUCGAUGUCUGCGCUUCUCGGACCUUUAACCACAGGGCAGGUGAAGGAACUUGAAGACAAGGUGACAAAUGACCGCUCUCGGCUCCUCAAGCGGCAAGGCGAAAAUCUCAUGCGGCAAGCGGUCGCAAUCAGCGUGGGCGAGGUGGGAAUGAAUUCGAAUCUGGAACUGGAUCAGAUACUCCACAAUAUUCUUCUGAAGUGCGAAACGACCGCUGCGUUUGUCCGCAACUGGACCGUCUCGCCUCAAGGUCACCCGCUUGAUGUAGAUACGAUCAAGACUCUCGCCGACCUCUUCCCCGCGUACAUCGCUCACUACGCCGCCCAAAACCGCGACACGAUCAGCCCCGAACUGCUUGCGGAACACCUCUACACGCCGCUGGCCGAAGUCGUCGUUAAAGUGUACCACCACCACACGGUAGCCAACAGCGACUUGCCACCUCCUGUCAAGGUCAACACGAAGUGUGUCAAUGCAUUCAUCAAGUACCUGUCUGCGGUCCCGCAGCCACCGCGGGUUCGCGCGCUGGCUCCUCGUCAACCGUCAUACUUGGCCCAGAUCGCUUCCGCACUUCCGAUCCCUACGGUAUUCUCGAAGAAGGCCAAAAGCAAUUAUCAGCCCGCCGAUAUCGAUACGACGUACGACUUCGACAAUCCAUACGUACAUCGCGAGGUGAAUGAAGACCUGGCUUCAACACCCGGUUCUGGCUUGGGCAUUCCUGAUGCGACUUCUGUUACGCCCUCUGCCUCCGGUACCAUCGAUAUCGCAUCCGAGGGAGUUGCUGGCUCUGUUUCUAUUGCUGCGGUCGACGAACUCCUGAACCCGGACCCCUCCGCUUCCGAACCUCUCGUCCCUGCUGUGGGUUCCUCAGCUGUGCUCGCCUCUUAUGGUCUCGCUGCUGCCCAAAGCCCGUCGCAGGAUGGUGGUGCACUCGUCGCCUCCUCCUCCGGUGCCAGUGAAGACGUCUACGUGUUCUCCGACAUCGUCAACUCGCCCACGCCCUCCACGGAAUCUGUGGUCAAGCUGCUCACUGCGGACGAGCCAGAGAUCCCGAUCUACGCCAGCACCUCGAAGUCGAUGAAGCGAGACCUUGAGUUUGAUGAGGAUGAGGAGGAUGAGGGCGAGGGGCGUCGCAAGCGGGCGAACAAGGAUACGAGCAUGCACGAGUAGGACUGCAUGUAGUGGUAAUUGCCGGCUCGCGCCUUUGUUAUAUCCUUUCACUCGUUUGGGACUCGCUCUCUGUCACUGUUUCCCUUGGAUUGGUUUUAUUGGGUUUCCUAUGUUAUUCGUCAAUAUUCUGCCCGACUUUAUACCUACCGUUCUUUGUAAUCGUUGUAUCCUCGUUAGUGACCUGUAAUGCCAUACUCCUCCGAAGGUCUCCUCGUCC